This is a messenger RNA of Ostrea edulis (European flat oyster), 1346 nucleotides long. RefSeq lists its product as uncharacterized. Gene Ontology annotation, molecular function: protein binding. The transcript has 2 exons. Bases 354 to 980 code for a protein of 208 amino acids. The record is from RefSeq and is a predicted model, not a curated record. NCBI's taxonomy places the organism in Eukaryota, Metazoa, Mollusca, Bivalvia, Ostreida, Ostreidae.
GAUAUGUUAUACCUGUGUAUGAUAUCGACUUCUGUGACGUAUUAACAACACAUGAUAUUGUCUUUUUACUGUGAGACAAUGACGGUUAUUAUGUUGAGAUUUACAGUAGUUCUGACCUGUUAAAACAUGGACGUUAUCCAUGUGCGGGCAUUUAAAUGCAGAGAUCCAUAUAUUGAUUAUAUACAAAUUUCGAAACGAUCAAAAAGCAUUUUAGUCCGCCAUUUCUGUGAAUAGUAAUUCCAUGUGUGUAAGCUAGUUUUGACCUCUGAGAGGCAUGGUCAGCUGUGUUAGAAUCUUGUCCGUGUCUGCUUUCGACUUGGAGGUGUGAAAUUAUAUGGAUCUAUUUAUCUGACAUGGAGGUUGGACUAAGGGCGAAGGCAUUAAUCGGAUAUUUUCACAGGACCGUGUACAGGGAGAAAGCUGGAGCCCAGAUGACAGAGGAGGAUGACGAACAGGAGAAAGCCGUGGCUUUUCUGGCGUUAUUGAAAAAGGACGAGGAAGCCUUGGAAACAGAAGUCAAAAAACUUGUGAAAUCCAACAAAGACCUUGCUAAAAGUGUUUUUAGUGUAGAAAUAGACGGAUGGACCUUAUUUCACGCAUGUGCCUUAAGGGGAUGUCGAAAAUUACUCAAGUACGCCAUCAGGUCGGGCGUCGAUGUAAAUCUCAAAAUGGGAGAACCGGAAGGUGUACCCGGUGGAUGUAGUGCUUUACACAUGGCGGCACACAGAGGUGACGUCAGUGUGAUUGAGAUUCUCACCAGUUCCAGGGCGGACCUGGACCUAAAAGACAAUACAGGGAAAACCCCCGUGUUUUACGCAUCUCGUGCCCAUAACUCUUUAGCUGUGAAAACUCUCAGGAAGCUAGGGGCAGACAUGUCUAGCUGUGAUAUUGGUGCUUUGAAAACCGAAGAUUCGGGAAGAUCGCAACUCAGUAACUUCCGGUUUCUCCCAUUUCCGGGAUGUUCUGGGUCCAGGCGGUGAUCCAUUUUUUAAAAAUUCCGUCCAUAAAUCAGAUUCUCGUGGUGUUCAAACGUCCAUUGUUCACAUUGUGAAACAUUUAUCUAAAAAUGAUAUUUUUUUUACCGAUUUAUAGACGUGCCUUUCAGUAACUCUAUUUUGUUAAGUGAGUUUCAAGAUAUUUAUACUCUACAUUACUAUCUUUUACUCAUUUUCAUGUUCAUACUGUUUAUAUAAUUUAACAAAUCCCAAGGAAAACCGUUUCUAAGAAACAAUCACAUUUGAAUAUUGUGUAAAACAACACAACUUCAGCAAUAGUUCCAAAACUUGGGCACCAAGUCUUAACAGAGGAACUUGUUUCAUAAUCAUGUAUUAAAACAAAGAAAUGCA